AUGCCUGCUUAUCAGACGCUGAUGGAAAUGGGACCUGCUCUCACUUCGAGAGCUGCUAGUGCGAAGGCAGUUCGUCUUUACAAGGCGAUUGUCAAGCAAUUGCCUAGAAUCAUUUCUACGUAUCAAAUGAAUCUGACUUUGAACGAGGCGAAGACGAUUGUGAAAAAUAAGUUCUAUGCUAACGCCGACGUGAGAGAUCCUAGAGUUGCUGAGAUUCUUGUGUAUAGAGGGGCUAUGGAAUUGGACGAGCUCGUCCAGCAGUACCCCCACGAAGAGCAGGCUCGUUAUUACUUCUCUGAGGAGCCUUAUCGUGAGCGUGAUAAAUUCAUGGCCAAGGAACCUGACUAUUUUGACCAGCUGUUAUCUGACUUCGAGCCUAACCUGUAAGCCACUUUUAU
This is a messenger RNA of Blastocystis hominis, 398 nucleotides long. Its product is annotated as subunit NDUFA6. The record is from RefSeq and is a predicted model, not a curated record. Lineage: Eukaryota; Bigyra; Opalinata; Blastocystidae. The coding region runs from base 1 to 387 and encodes 128 amino acids. The transcript has a single exon. Gene Ontology annotation, biological process: response to oxidative stress.